Messenger RNA from Paralichthys olivaceus (Japanese flounder), 2309 nucleotides. It is a transcript of the gene gja4, whose product is annotated as gap junction protein alpha 4. Gene Ontology annotation, biological process: cell-cell signaling. Gene Ontology annotation, molecular function: gap junction channel activity. The record is from RefSeq and is a predicted model, not a curated record. NCBI's taxonomy places the organism in Eukaryota, Metazoa, Chordata, Actinopteri, Pleuronectiformes, Paralichthyidae. Gene Ontology annotation, cellular component: connexin complex.
CAGGGCCUGAGGAGCAGGCAUGGGAAAGUUCGCCCUCCUUCUUCUCUCUCUUUUUUCCGAUUACAUCGAUUCCGUUUUAAAAAGAAGACCGAUACUGGCCGAGCAGUGUGGACCACCGCAGCGCGUAAAGAGCCUGGUGAAGCAGUGAGGAGAAGAACAAGGCUUCACGAGAGAGAAAGAAGCAGAGGAUGUCCAGAGCUGACUGGUCUUUCCUGGAGAACCUGCUAGAGGACGGCCAAGAGUACUCGACAGGCAUCGGCCGUAUCUGGCUCACCGUGCUGUUCCUAUUUCGGAUGCUGGUACUGGGAGCUGCUGCUGAAUCUGCUUGGGAUGAUGAGCAGGCCGACUUCAUCUGCAACACGCGGCAACCUGGCUGCACUCCCGUGUGCUACGACAAAGCCUUCCCUAUUUCCCACUUUCGCUACUUUGUCCUCCAAGUCAUCUUCGUGUCCACGCCGACCGUCUUCUACUUCGGAUAUGUGGCUAUAAGGGCCGGGAAGGACAAGAAAAAAGAGGAAGAGGGUGGUGGAAGUAAGAGAGGAGAAGGGAGCAAUAAGAAUGUGAUUAAAGACAGUGUCGAGGAGAAGGAGAAGGAGAAACAAGAGGAUGGAAGGAAAGGCAGAAAAGCUGAAAAGGCUACUCCUAAGGCCCCAAAACUUAAAGGCAGAAUGCUGUGUGCGUACACAUUCAGCAUCCUCACAAAAGUCCUCCUGGAGGCUGGCUUCAUCGUGGGGCUGUGGAUCCUCUACAACGGCUUCAUCAUAGAGGCAAAGUUUGUGUGCAUAGCGUACCCCUGUCCUCACACCGUGGACUGCUUCGUCUCUAGGCCCACGGAGAAGACAAUCUUCACCAUCUACACUCAGGUGAUCGCUACCCUCUCCCUGCUCCUUAACCUCUUUGAGCUCCUCCACCUCCUUCAGCUCACCAUCUCCCACCAGCUGGAGAAGCGCUACUGUGCCCAGCGGCAAGACUACCUACCUCAGCCUGAGCAAGUACAAGCCGGACAAAAGACUCCAGAACUUCAGGCGGAGAUGUCGCAGUCUUACACAGCAGGGGGUCACAUCAGCCUCCCCAUGCAGGGUGAGGCUUCAUGCUUCUCCAAACCCUGUGAGAGCUACAGGGAGCUGCCGAUAGAGGCGAGCUGGGGUCCCGGGGAAGCUGGGAGUGACGUGCUUCCUAGUUAUGUAAACUGCAUGGGCGCAAUAAGGACGUCACAUUCGCCAAGACCCCAUUAUAAAAAUGAAGCUCAUCACAAAGUGAAAAACACUAGGGGUGCCCAUAAGGUCCAUUCAAAGCUGAAGCAUUAUGUUUGAUGCAGUCAGAUGUUGUUUAUGACUAUGAAAGCUUUGUUUGGUUUCUUACUCUUGUUUUUCUUAUUAGUGCUAUCCUGCACAUGACCCUUGGGUGUCAGGAGUGUGGGCCGAGAGCUCAAAUAAGAGAGACAUGAAGAAGAACAACUAUUGCACUGUGAACCGCGAUGCCUCAGAGGCAGGUAGACAUUCAGCCAGAGAUUCACCAGAUAAACGAGGCUAUUCAAAACAUCUUGAGAAUACUCCCCAAGGCGAAAACAAUGAACACUCAGCUAUGAGAAGUUUGCAGUCAUAAGAUGCCUUCAAAUUACAUUUAAUGGCUUUCGGUGCUUGAUGCGACAGUGGAAAAAAACACUGCAGUGGGGGGUCAGAGGGAAACCGUGUGAGUGUGUAUGGGAGGGAAUGCAGCAGAGGCAGAUUUAAGCAUAUUCCUCUGAGAUUUGCACUGUAACCCAUGGAGCUGUGUGAAGCCCCCCUCUUUUCUCCCCACGGCUCUGUCCACACUGUGGAAUGUUCUGGUCUCUGGGUCGUCACUCCAGCUCCCAAGAGGAUAAUGGCUGCAUGGACGCAGGCACGCAUGCAUACCACAUACACAUACAAUGUACUUUCCCCCUUUCACCCAGAGUUUUUUUGGACACUUGAGUUGGGGAUGUGAAGUGGGAAGUCAUGGGAAUUCUGGCGUAGUGCAUGAGUUAUCAUUUCUAGUUUCAGUGGUAUUUUAUUUAUGGAGAAAGAAGGAGCGAGAGGACCACGGCAUACAUCAUCACAGCAGCUGAAUAAUGGAGGGAAGGCGAGCUUCCAGUUUGAAAAGCAAACCUUUUAGCGAGCUUGAUAGAAUGAAGUUGUGACUGCACAGUGAAUGGACUGAGAGAGGUAACGUGCGUCAGAAACAUGCAAAUUCAACAACAGGAAAUGACUAAUUAUGUGAAAACUGUAUUUAAUGUUUAAGCUGUUGUGAAAAAGUGUUAAUAUUUAUUAUUUUAAAAAAUAAAGUGUAAA